Molecule: messenger RNA, 5533 nt
Organism: Chanos chanos (milkfish)
Lineage: Eukaryota; Metazoa; Chordata; Actinopteri; Gonorynchiformes; Chanidae
Gene: rtn3
Product: reticulon 3
Exons: 9
Coding region: 149-3379 (1076 amino acids)
Biological process (GO): neuron differentiation; endoplasmic reticulum tubular network formation; brain development
Cellular component (GO): endoplasmic reticulum membrane; postsynaptic density; neuron projection
Source: RefSeq, a predicted model, not a curated record
AUAGAAGUCAGUCAGCAGGGUCUACAGCACUGACGCAGCAUCACGAUUCAGAGGAAACAACUUGCAGAGCCGAACAUAUUUGAAGACAGCUUUAUCAACGACGUCGAUCUUGCACAAUACAGCGGAACAUCAUUAAUAAUACGAAAAUAUGGCCGAUCCAAUGACCCAGUCUUCUCAGAUAUCGUCGUCUCAGGGGCUAAUAGACGGACAGAACUCGGGGACGUCUAAAGACUCGAAGUUGUCUGAUUCCUUUCUUUCCACUUCGCCUGUAUCUCUCAUUUCGUCACCUCAAGACAAAAGGGUGGUACCAGGCUCUGAAAUUUCCUCAGAAGGUGUGGCAGCCUCACGUCAAUUUUUUUCUCAGCCAAAUUCUUUUUCUUCAGCAACAUAUGGGAGUGAAGGGCCGUCUAAUGAUGUCACAGAUUGUACCUUCAAAAUCCAAGAGAAAAAAGAUUUCUCUGACUCAUUGCAUGGAUCUGUUAAUCAGGAUGAACUUCCAAUAAAGCCAUCCCCUGUGUCUGAGAGAAUUAAAGCACUAGAGGCUCUAGCUGCAAAGCAGAAUGAUCCUGAUUGGAGCAAUGGAAAUUUCCCCCAGUUUAAAGAACGACACUAUGAGAAGUCAGCCCAUGAGGCACCAACUAUCUCUUCACCCCUCCAGAACAGGCCGCCAUCAACUGAGCAGGACUCACCAGAAUCACCCUUUGAAGUCCUUGGUGAUACACGACGUGGGAGUGACUUUGAGGACACAGCAGACUGGAUGAGAGCUCACUUACCACCCGCGCCUGCCUUUCACCCUGAAGAUUCUGAUUUGGAAGAAAAUUCAGAUGCUCUUUUGAUACAGUGUGAUAGUCCAUCCAAAGAAAUUAGGACAGAAGUAAAAGACAUUCCAGAAGCUUUUGUUGGGGUCCCUGAUGCAUUCAUGGACAAUCCUGUUAAAAGUCGUCAACUAAAAGACAAUGGUGAAUCAUUAAAAGAAGACAGUGUAGAAGAGGAGUCAGAGUUUGACCUGCGCUUCCUGCCUACUGCUUACAUGUGGGACAAACAAGAAAGCUCUGAAACUGAGGCUCAGUGCCCACCAAAUCUUCAAGAAAUUUCAGAUUCUGAGCUCUCUGCCUCCCCCGCACCCCCUAUUGAAUUUGAUUCUUCAUCUCCCCCUUCUCCCCCUGGGUCACCACCCAGUGCUUCAGUGACCAAUCAGCUGUCUGCUCCCCUCGGGGGUGAGUCUAAGCCUACAGAAAUCCUUGAAAUUGACAGCUCUGGUGAGUCUGAAGACACCGUGAUAGAAGAUGGAAUUUGUGUCCGUACCCCAGCAGUGCCAGGGUGUGUUGCCCAAAUGUCUGAAGGAAAGGAGACCAAGCUGACAGGACAAGAGAUGCAGUGUAUCCAGGUGCCCAUCAUUAAUGUAAUUGAGACAGAUGAACAGGUACUUAGUGAUGAGGAAGAAGAAGAUGAUAAUGAGAAGUAUGAACGUUCAGAGGAAGUAAAAUCAGGAUCUGAGCCACCAGAGGUCCCUGAACCUGGCAAAGAAACCCCCUUUCAGCCCACACUUACAGGUUCUGAUAAUGAAUCCCACAUCAAAGAAGAAAAUGAUGAUGCUAAUGAAAGAUGUGUUAAGUCUCACCACUUUGUUUUGGGGACCAGUGAGGCACACUCUCUGGUGUCAUCUGCCUCUGAACCACCUAAGAAUGCUUCCUUUGACACAAAUGAGCCUUUAGACAUGGCUGAAGAAACAUUGUCUGGCUUCCCUGAAGAUUCCAGGGAUGUCUCUAAUGAAUCAGACCUGUGUGGUGUUGGCUCAUUUUUAAAUAAACAAACUGCUCAUCAAAAAAUCUUAGAGGAGAGCGCUAACUUUGGCAUUAUUCAUGAGUCCAAGGACAAAAAAGAUUGUACACUUUCUUGUGAUGAAUCUGUUAUUGAUGAAAGUAUUGAUGAAGUCAUGAUUGAUGAAAGCAAACUGAACUCUGACAGUCUCCCUGAACCCUCUACAGAAAUUCAGCUACAACCUCUCCACCCACAAAAUAGUGUAACUAGUGAUGAUGAUGAUGAUGAUGAUGAUGAUGGGGGAUUGGAGAGAGUGGCCAGUUUAGGACAUUUUUCUUUGGGAGAUGGGGAUGAUCCUUCCAACAACCAAACUGAGAAACAACCUUCCAUUCAAGAAUCCUUCCCUGCUUCUUCUCCAACUUUUGACAAAAAUGAGGAAAUGAUGGCUGAGCAGAUGGCAAAAGAUAUUAUUACUUCUGAGGAGAUGAUAAUGAAUAGCUGUAACCCAGAACAAGACCUUGCAGCAAUGACCCAACAAAACAUUCAAGGAAGGCAAUACUCAACUGAAACAUCCACUGAUCCUGAGAAUAUCAGCUCUGAAUUGGGCACGGCACCUACUGAUAGCUUUGUGGAAUUCAUGAGGGAAUGCCUAAAGUCACAACUGGAUGUCAAAUCUGAAGACCCAGGUGCAAGUUACACCACAAAGAGCACAUGCCCUGAAUCUAGUGCCCCUUCCACCAGCCAGCCUACCAUGGUUAUGGACCUUGAACAAGAGCACCUCACCAUCUGUGCACUGAAAGAGCUUGGCAGCAGUCAAGAAGAGGAUGAUAAUUCACCCAGGGUACAGACCUUGUACUCAUCAACACAGGAAAAGGAAACUGUAUCUAAAUCAGAAUCGUCUGUCACCUCAACAGUCACACCUCAGACUUCAAUCAAACAGCCAGAGGUUUCUUUUGCCACAGAUUUAGAGGCAGUUGAUGUUUGGGUGGCAGAAGCCUACCACCUUGCCGAACAUAUUUUGGCAGCGAUACUAACCCAUAUAUCAGUGACUGAUCUGGUACACUGGCGUGACCCUAAGAAGUCUGGCGUGGUGUUUGGUUUGUCCUUGUUGGUGUUGCUCUCAUUGGCAACAUUUAGCAUCAUCAGUGUGGUCUCCUACCUACUCCUGGCCCUGCUUUGUGUCACCAUCACCUUCCGAAUCUACAAGUCUGUCAUCCAGGCCGUACAGAAAUCCAGUGAGGGACAUCCCUUCAAAGCUCUGAUGGAGAAAGAUGUCACCGUGCCCCCAGAGACCUUCCGCAAGCACGUGGACGUUUGUCUGACCUACAUCAACCGAGGACUCAAACAGAUGAGCCGUCUGUUCCUCGUUGAGGAUCUGGUGGAUUCCCUGAAGCUGGCAGUGGUUAUGUGGCUGCUGACCUAUGUAGGAGCUGUUUUCAAUGGCAUUACCAUCCUCAUUCUGGCUGAUAUUCUUCUCUUCAGUGUCCCCCCUGUGUAUGAAAAGAACAAGACCCAGAUUGAUCAUUAUCUUGAAAUUGCAAGGACUCAGUUCAACAACACUAUUGCCAAGCUACAAGAGAAACUUCCUGGAGCUGUGAAGCGCAACAAGAUGGAAUAAUUACUCCAGUCUGAUCUCCUGACAGCCCCCUCCACCCUUUCAGCUUUUUCAGCUUUUCUCUUCCUACCCCCACAUCCAACCCACGGGCACACCCUUCAGUAAAUUAUCUACACUCAUCUAGCUAGGCUGAAUGUGGAGAAGCUUGAAAUUUUUCAGUGUUAAUCUUGCAGUUUAAUAUCAGAAUAGAAAAGAUACAAGAGCUUCACAGAUAGAUGUAAUACUGUAAUCCUGGUGCCUGGUUUUGUGCCCAUCAUGAUGCAGUACUAGACAGUUAGACUUCCUCUACAACCUGGCUUUGUAGUGUUGAUGGAUUACUGUUGAAAAUGAAGAUAAUUCAAAUGUCUGUAACCAGAAUUACUGUACAUUUCACUUAAAAACAGUUUUUGUCCCACAUUAAAACACUUAAAAUGUAUUAUCUUUCCAAUGCACUGACUACAUACACAAAGGAAGGUGGUGUAGAGUGAAAUAGGUGUUUGGUUUGGUGUAGUUUAGAUCUCCUUGGCUUUUUGGGAAACUUUUUCCAUUUGUGUACAUAGAAAGGUUACAGCAGGCUCUUCUUUACUGUGAAUAAGUGAUUCAUGUUGCUUUUUAUAUUUAAAAAUACCCUCUUGCAGCUUCUAAACUCAUUUUUGUUCUGUUUCAGAACAAAAGUCUGUAUAUUAUUAGGGUAUUUACAGGAGAUAUAAUGAUUAUUAUUAUUUUGAUGGCUGCUUUGACUUCCCAUUUAGUUGUUAACUUCAUAAAUGACUUAAAUUUUAACAUACAAGUGUCCAGAAGUAAAGGUAUGAUAUCCCUUGACUUCUGCCCCCCUGGAGGCAACAGCUGACAGCAAAUGGUUAGGUCUUGGAUAAGUCAGUGAUUUGUGACCUGUUUUGCCUUUUUUACUGCUUGGAAUAAGGCUAUGUUGGAUAAGGGGAAGCUCUCUGAAGCCCAGUAUAUGGGAGUUUCCAGAGACGGGUUAAAGACGGUCAGUGAGAGGAAAUUUUACUUUCGACCAGGUCUCACAGAAUUUAUAUGGCUGUUUGUUUGUUUGUUUGUUUUUUCUUUAAUGCUCUUAGGCACUUGCAGUUACUGAAAGUGUAGUAGAAUAUGUGAUAUGUAAUUUCUUAUUCAUUUAAGGAUCACAUAUUUUUCCUUUGUGCAUAUAUGGCCACAUUUAGAGAAUGGUAGGGUUCAGAAACAUCAUGAAGGAUGCUAUUCUUCAAAAAACAAAAAUUAGAUGAUAUAGUUUCAGUAAAUCUGCCUCCUAUUGGCAACCUCUUCAAACUUUACACUCUCUCUCUCUCUCUCCAGUGUAUUAGUUUGCAUUUUUGAUUCAGUGCUACAGUAAUAAUGGUUAGAGUAGUAAAAUAGCUAUCAUGUUCUUAAUUCGAAGAGGUAUAUUAGCCUUUAGAAACAUCAUUUAUGACUACUGUUACUACAUAAGAGUGUCAGCUGCUGUAUGUUACUUGGAAAGUAUUUAUAGCACAUUCCAGCUGAUGCAUGUGUUUGUUUUUCUUGACCAUUGAAACUAACUUAUUUGUGAUCAGAAUGGCCUCAGUAGACAUACACUAGAAGGUUAGUCUCGUAGACACACUGUUUGCAUAAGUAUAGGACCUGUUCUCCACUGAAAGUUGGACCUUCAAAGCGGAAUACUGGAUAUUUGUGUGUCAUUUUUUUUAAAGCAUGAAUAUAUCUGCACACAUUGAUAACAGUCACCUACAUUUGAGAGUACCUUUCUGUGUAAACCAGUACUCAGAAGUCAGAAUCUAAGUGCUUGAAAUAAGUUUUAAUUCUUUCAUUUAUGGGUAAGUAAAGAAAUACUACCUUUUUUUAGAUAAUUUCUUGUUUGCUUACUCUUUUCUUCUUUAAGUGUUUGAAAUACUAUUAGAAUAUCAAGAUGUUACUUAAUUCUCCUCUUCAAAACAAUGUUGCUGAUUCCUUUUUUCCCUGUCUCAGUUUCUCUCAUGGGAGAAGUCAUUUUACAUUUUUGCAUUCUCUGUUUGCUUUUCACUCUAAUUCUUGGUAAUUACAUGUGGAAAACUAACAUCUAAGAUCAGUUUGUUAGUUAUAAAUUCAGUUAUGUACAGGGGCUUCUGGAAAAAUACGAAUGAUGGGGGGAAAUUUUGGCCCUUGUACUGAUGUCAAGUGAAAUUAAUAAAAUAUAUCAGAUUA